Messenger RNA from Mytilus californianus (California mussel), 706 nucleotides. RefSeq lists its product as uncharacterized. The transcript has 5 exons. Bases 158 to 544 code for a protein of 128 amino acids. Lineage: Eukaryota; Metazoa; Mollusca; Bivalvia; Mytilida; Mytilidae. The record is from RefSeq and is a predicted model, not a curated record.
CAAAGAACCGCUCUACUGUUUAGCAGGCUCGUUUACGGAAAGUAAUGCAAAAAAAGUGUUUUAUAUUAUCAGACGAGUUUGUAAUGGCCAGUUACAGUUUGUAUGCAGAAUAGGUACAGUUUCUUCGACAACCACAAGAAAAAGUUUAAUUGCUGUAAUGGUACCAGAGAAAGGUUCAAGCACAACUUUUCAUAAAGGUAACGUUUCUGCUACAACCCAAAGUCAAAGUACACUUGUUACAAGGACAAAGCAGAAAGACUCUAGGACUAGCCUUGAUAUAGGUGCAUUGAUUGGUGGAAUACUAGGUGCAUGUUCUAUGAUUAUUGUGUUAGCUUUGCUGAUUGUAUGCAAAAUUAGAUCAAAGAGGAUUUUUACAGAGUCGAAUACUAACAAUUAUGAAGACACUACCCGUGUGAACUUUUCAACGUCAACAUACGAGGACCUUGACAAUACAAAGCAUACGAAUUUAACAGCAACAAUAAACCAGACUUGUGACAUUGAUGAAUCCAGUGCACCGGUAUAUGAAGAAGUAAAUAAAAAUUGAAUAACCGGGAAGUACUAUAUCAAAAUAAGAAUAUGUCCGUAGUGAUGUUAUCAAUGGUUACUGAUAUAGUUUCCGUUGUCUGACUAAAUGGAAGCGAAAUAUGAUCUUAGAUGUUGAAAUGAUAUUUGAUUAACUGAAGAAAAAAAUAUUUUGUUUAACAAA